GCAGGGAGGUACGAGGGGUGGACUUUCGGGCCGCGCUGGGCUGACGGAGGUACGAGGGGUGGAGCGGUCGCGAGGAGUGGACUUUCGGGCGCGCUGGGGUGGACAGACCACCGAGCGGGCUGCAGGGAAGAGGGGGCGCCUGCGAGCGAUGUCACACUGAUCUGUCGGGGGAGAGAGAGAGAGAGAGAGAGAGAGAGAGGGGACAAAGACCGGCGUGCUGACGGAUCUAUGACCUGGAGAGAAAGAGACGUUGCGAGAGGAACAUAGAGGGCGACCGAAACACCGAGACCGGGACGGAUCAAUCAGUAAGCCGAGACGGCCCGUGAGAGAUGGCCGAUCAAGAAUCGAGGUCCAGUGAUGAUGAAUCUGACAAGCGGGAGAUAGGCAAGCUGGCUGUAUGGUCUGUCACGAGUGCCAAACCAGGGAAUGGGGUUGAAUUACUGCGAGAUGAUAAUCUGGACACGUAUUGGCAAUCGGACGGUACUCAGCCUCACCUGGUCAAUAUUCAGUUCCAGAAGAAGGUCCGGUUGACGCAACUUGCGCUGUAUGUGGACUACAAGCAUGAUGAGAGCUACACUCCAAAUCGGUUGUCUAUCAGAGCUGGCAAUAGUUUCCACGAUUUAAGGGAGAUUAAAGUUGUUGAUCUUGAGGAGCCUGUUGGAUGGUUCUAUGUCUCGUUGCGACCAAACGAGUCCAAGUAAGUCGCGUCGAUUCUGCUGGCGCGUACUUUAUUGUUGUGUUGUAUCCUAUAUGUUGCAUGUAUCAUCAGUUUCUUUGUUUUGCAUGUUAUAUUAUUAAGUGGUUUGUCAUCAGUUUGCAAGGAAGAUGAGCAUUAGCGAACUUCAGCAAUCAAACAGCAUCAUACAU
This is a messenger RNA of Chara braunii, 867 nucleotides long. Lineage: Eukaryota; Viridiplantae; Streptophyta; Charophyceae; Charales; Characeae. The record is from the annotation of a GenBank genome assembly.